Andrographis paniculata is the source of this 1621-nucleotide messenger RNA. RefSeq names its product zinc finger protein VAR3, chloroplastic. Bases 98 to 1372 code for a protein of 424 amino acids. The record is from RefSeq and is a predicted model, not a curated record. The transcript has 7 exons. Lineage: Eukaryota; Viridiplantae; Streptophyta; Magnoliopsida; Lamiales; Acanthaceae. Gene Ontology annotation, molecular function: mRNA binding. Gene Ontology annotation, cellular component: cytoplasm.
UAUCAGUUGCACAGCGGAGCCGCAUCUCCGUCCUUGCAAAACCCUCCAAAACCCCUACCGGAAAAUUGAACAAGCCCACAAGGAAUCGAGCUAAAAUAUGGCUUCUGCAAGAUUGUUCGCUCUCCUAGGACCUUCAUUUCUACGUAACUCCCGCAAGUCCGCUCAAAUUUCCCCAAAAUUUGAUAUAUUUUGCUUCAAUCCUUCCACACGGUUCAGGUGUUCCUAUUCGGCGGCAUUUUCUCUCGAUUCUGUAGCUUCUAAUCUCGCUACUGGGGAUUCUCCCGCAGCUCCUGCCCAUCCGUGGCCAGAAUGGAUCAAAUUUGUUGACAGCUUGAAGGCUAAAGGCUACCUUACUCAAAAGGCAGCUGCUUCGGAAGAUGGUGACAGUGGUAGUAAUAAUGCGGGGGCUUCUGUUUACAAUGAUAUGAAGUUGGUUAAGGACGCGUGCUUGAGCUUCGGACGCGAUCGUUUUGACAUUUUCAAAUCAUUAUCCACUCAAGAUAUUCAAACAGUUGUAGAGAAAGGCUGUCCUACUCUUUAUCGAAAAGCCGUUAACUCAUCAAAAAGGUUGAGAGCAUAUCUGAAAAUUGAUGAAGCAGCUGUUUGCGAGCCAUGCAAUUUUGUUAGGUCAUGUGAUAGAGCAUUUUGUCUAUUAAAAGAUGGUGAAGGUGAUGCACGAACUGUAGAUGUGGUCCGAAUAUUACUUAUCUGUGCAUUGCAGUCCGCCACUGUUUUUGGAGAAAAUAAACUGGCAGAGAGAGAGAUUAUCGAAUCAUCCGCAAGGAAAUUGCUCUCAGAGUUGAUUGAGCUUGGAGAUACACCUCGUGACCCUAAUAUUCAAGCUCCUCCUUCGACUCCGCAAAGAAAGAAGUCCUCUCGUUCUUCAGAUGGUGAAAACCCAAAAUAUGUUUUUGUGACUUCAAAUGAUUGGCCGUGCAGCAAGUGCAAAUUUGUGAACUUUGCGAGAAAUGUGAGAUGUCUACAAUGUCAAGCUGAGAGACCAAUAAGUAUAGGUGAUAAUAGUCCUGAAAAGAAGAAAGGGGAUUGGGAUUGCCCUAAGUGCAAUUUUAUGAACUUUGCAAAAAACACGAAAUGCCUGAACUGUAAAACUGAGAGGCCUGCGAAUGAAAGGAAGAAAGGAGAUUGGGAUUGUCCUCGGUGUACCUUCUUCAAUUAUGCAAAAAACCAACAAUGUUACAAGUGUGAGGAGCCGCGCCCUCAGAGGGAGCUAAGACCCGGGGAUUGGGAAUGCCCCAAAUGCGAUUUCCUGAAUUUCGGUCGGAACACCAUCUGCAAGAGAUGCAAUUUUGAUCGGCCCACACCUUCAGUGUUGGACAACAACGAUGAUCAUUUGUGGAAGAAACCUUAUUGAGUUCCCGCCAGUCUAAGCCGAGCAAUGGUGUUGUGCGUAGAGAUACACAAAUAACGGGAGUGCAUACGUAAUUUUGGGCCGAACCAAAAGUGGUAAGUAAUUAAGUUGCUUUGAGUUGAGUUUAGGAUUUUUGAUGCAAAGCUUGUUGUAUUAACACACCUUCUUUUGUGUUAGAAUUAUUUCCAAUACAUGGAGGCAAAUUUUGGGUUACUUGUUUUUGGUAUAUGCUAAGGUGAACCACAUUAUACA